AUGAAGUGGUUCGUCUCCACCGUCGCCUUUCUGGCUGUCCAAGUCGUCUCGGCUUCCCCCAGCUUGACGAAGAGAGCUUCAGUGAACGAUGUCGCUACCCUUGGAUUCGCUACCCUCAAUGGCGGAACCACUGGCGGUGCAGGAGGUCCUACAACUACCGUCUCCACCCUCGAUGCGCUUACUUCCGCUGUUGCUGGAGACGCCAAAAAGACAGUUAUAAUCUCAGGUUAUAUCACUGGUGACGCGAUCGUUCUCGUCGGGUCCAACACAUCCGUUCUUGGACGCAAUGCAGUACUUACCGGAAUUGGAUUGCGCGUGCUCAAUGUCACGAAUGUCAUCAUCCGAAACGUGAAAAUCGCGAAGGUCCUCGCUCCGGGAGACAACAUCGGUAUCCAGUCGGCGCAUCAGGUAUGGGUUGACCACGUUGACCUCUCUAGCGACCGAGAUCACAACAAAGACUUCUACGAUGGGCUUCUUGAUAUCACCCAUGGCUGCACGGGUGUCACUGUCACCAACUCUGUCCUGCACGACCACUGGAAGGGUUCCCUCGUUGGACAUUCGGACAGCAACGGAAAAGAAGAUGUAGCCAUCACUGUCACCUACGCAAACAACUACUUCUUCAACAUCAACUCCAGGACCCCGUCAUUCCGCUUCGGAACGGGACAUCUCUUCAACAAUGUAUUUGACAACAAUGGGGAUGGAAUUAACACCCGCGACGGUGCCCAGCUCCUCAUUGAAAACAAUGUUUGGUCUGCCUCGAAGAAGCCCAUAUUCUCCACCGACGAGGGCUUUGCUGUCCAACGCGGGAACGACUUAGGUGGCGUCAAAGGCACCGUCAACGACACUGUCGCCGUCGGCACAUUCACAUCUCCGCCAUACUCGUACUCCCUAACCGCGACUGGUAGCGUCAGAUCAGCAGUUGUCGGAGGAGUUGGAGCUACGAUUUCUUUCUAA
Molecule: messenger RNA, 954 nt
Organism: Pleurotus ostreatus (oyster mushroom)
Lineage: Eukaryota; Fungi; Basidiomycota; Agaricomycetes; Agaricales; Pleurotaceae
Exons: 8
Coding region: 1-954 (317 amino acids)
Molecular function (GO): pectate lyase activity
Source: RefSeq, a predicted model, not a curated record